AUGGCCGUAGUGCUUAACUCGGAAGAGAAUAAUUAUUUCUCGAACGCCCCGCUCCGUCGAUCGCAUUCGCAGCCCAAGUUUGUCACCCAGUCAUCAUAUUCAAGUUCCCCGUCAAGAUCGAAGAGCAGCACUGCGUUCAAUACCCUCAUCUCACCUUCCGAUUCAACCCCUUCGUCCGCCCCCUCCUCACCAAGGACGAUACACGCCGAUUCCACAGCGCCCUCCUUUUCCUCCACUCCCGCAAGCAGCUUAUCCCUCGACGCACACUGUGACGACGAGACCGACGAGGAUCAGAUUCUCUUCCCGUCAUAUGACGAAGUAGGAUAUUACGACUCCGACCAAGUCGAAGACCUGGAGCCACCAGCAAGUCCCCGGACCGGUGAUUCUUAUACCGUCUCCCCCACAUCAGGCUCCACCUCGACCAACGCAUCGAGACCAGGAUCACCAGUCCCAGUAGAACAUGCUGAAGAUGAUACGGCGGUGCGAAUCCAGCCAUCCCGACAUGUGGAUUACCUAUCACAUAAUUGGAAGGAGGAAGACAUCUGGUCGUCUUGGAAGCUUAUAGUGUCAAAACGAGGGGUGUACAAUAACAGUGCGAGGUUGGAAAAUGCAUCGUGGCGAACAUGGAUGAAGUCCAAGAACAAGUUAAAGACCAUUUCCCCCGAAACCCUCAAUUGGCUCAAAGAUUGCGAUGUAACCUGGUUAUAUGGGCCAUUGCAGUCUGGGUCAGAUAAGGCACUACGCAUGCCUUCUGCAUCUCCGAUAAGUAGCAGUCGGCUGUCGAAGUCGAAUUCAUUCUUGAACAAGAAACCCAUUUUAAAGAAGCGAAGCAUGUCAGAAAUAAUGCUCCGAAAAUCCUUGUCAUCCUCAUCGCUCUUAAAACAAGCAGCAGCGGCCGUUCAAGCCCAGCAAACCUCCGUCGGGGUGAUGGAUCGGUCUGGAGUGAGGCGUGACCCUUCGGUUUAUGGCCACCAUUUCCCAUCGCCAGGAUUAAGCCAUUUACACACCAGUGCGUUCUCUUCGGCUGUAUCCUCUGGUUUGGCUUCGCCCGGGGCGAGGGAGAGGAAGCAUAUCCACUUUAAUGAACAAGUAGAGCAGUGCAUCGCGGUGGAGGUGAAGGGAGAUGAUGACGACGACGACCCGGAGUUAUAUAACGGCUAUGACUACGACGACAGCGAUUCUGACGAUGGAGGGGUCAUGAUGAAGAGGAGCGACUCGAAACGGAAACUACCCCCUCUCCAGAGCAAGAAGACACAACGACAAAAUUCAACUACCGAAAACAAAACUAUCGCCAUGCUACCAUCCACAACCCUAAAAUACCGAGAAGAUAGCCCUGACGGUCCCGAUUCAGCCAUGAGCCACAAUGCAUAUUGGACUGGGACUAAGUUAUCGCCUUCACCUUCCCAAGAAACGCUCCGACCGUCAAAACCGUCAUCGAGGAUGUUACUUGGAGAUGAUGAGGAUGAUGAUGAAGACCUAGAUUGGCAGCCGAAUAGCUCAUCUCGGAGGGAUAGCGUCACAGUGAAUCAGGAUCGGUUAGGGAGCUUACAUAAAUCUGGAUCGUCGUCAAGCCUCACCAAUGAGCCAUCUGGAAUGAGAAGGACGCCAUCAGGAAUGUUUAUGCCCUGCGAGGAAGACGAAGACGAUAGAGUAUCAGAAGGCCUGUUUGGCAAAGUUGUUGAUACUGUAAAUACGGCGAAGGACAUCGCGCAUGUAAUAUGGAACGUAGGAUGGAGACGGUGA
This is a messenger RNA of Venustampulla echinocandica, 1743 nucleotides long. RefSeq lists its product as uncharacterized. Lineage: Eukaryota; Fungi; Ascomycota; Leotiomycetes; Helotiales; Pleuroascaceae. The record is from RefSeq and is a predicted model, not a curated record. Gene Ontology annotation, biological process: cellular response to glucose starvation; protein catabolic process in the vacuole. Bases 1 to 1743 code for a protein of 580 amino acids. The transcript has 2 exons.